AGGUUGAAAGGAUCGUAGACAAGAGGAAGAACAAGAAAGGAAAAUGGGAGUAUCUCAUCCGGUGGAAAGGCUAUGGGAGCACCGAGGACACGUGGGAGCCCGAGCACCACUUGCUGCACUGUGAGGAGUUCAUCGACGAAUUCAACGGGCUGCACCUGUCCAAGGAGAAGAGGCUCAAGUCAGGGAAGCAGGCCAGUGCCUCCAAGCUCCUGCGGGACAGCCGAGGCCCAUCGGUUGAGAAACUCUCCCAUAGACCUUCCGAAUCCGGAAAGAGCAAAGGGACUUCCCACAAACGGAAGCGAAUCAACCCUUCUCUGUCCAAGCCAAAGAAAGGGUACCCAGCCAAGCCCCCUGCGGGAGGGGACAGGGCCACCAAGACGGUAUCUUACAGGACUACCCCCAGCGGUUUGCAAAUAAUGCCCCUGAAAAAGGCUCAGAAUGGGCUGGAAAAUGGGGACACCGGUUCCGAGAAGGACGAGAGGAACUUUGGAAACGGGUCCCACCAGCCCAGCUUGGAUUUGAAUGACGUUGGAGAGCAAGACCUGGGCGAGUGCGAUGUUAGCCAUGCGGCGCUGGCAGAGAACGGGCUCGGCUCCGCGCUGACCAACGGGGCAUUAACCCUGCACAGCCCCGUGAAGAGGAAGCUGGAGGCAGAGAAGGACUACGUCUUCGACAAGAGGCUCAGGUACAGCGUCCGCCAGAAUGAGAGCAACUGCCGGUUCCGGGACAUCGUGGUGCGGAAGGAGGAGGGCUUCACGCACAUCCUGCUGUCCAGUCAGACCUCGGACAACAAUGCGCUGACCCCCGAGAUCAUGAAGGAGGUCCGGCGAGCGCUGUGCAACGCCUCCACAGACGACAGCAAACUGCUGCUCCUCAGCGCGGUGGGCAGUGUGUUCUGCAGCGGCCUGGACUAUUCCUACCUAAUCGGCCGGCUGUCCAGCGACCGGCGAAAGGAGAGCACCCGGAUUGCAGAAGCCAUCAGGGACUUCGUGAAGGCCUUUAUCCAGUUUAAGAAGCCCAUCGUGGUGGCGAUCAACGGGCCCGCCCUGGGCCUGGGCGCCUCCAUCCUGCCCCUCUGCGACAUCGUGUGGGCCAGUGAGAAGGCCUGGUUUCAGACCCCCUAUGCUACCAUCCGCCUCACUCCUGCUGGCUGCUCCUCAUACACCUUCCCCCAGAUCCUGGGUGUUGCACUGGCCAAUGAGAUGCUCUUCUGCGGGCGGAAGCUCACUGCCCAGGAGGCGUGCAGCAGAGGACUCGUGUCCCAGGUCUUCUGGCCAACCACGUUCAGCCAGGAGGUCAUGUUGCGGGUCAAGGAGAUGGCGUCCUGCAGCGCGGUGGUGCUGGAGGAGUCGAAAUGCCUCGUUCGGAGCUUCCUGAAAUCAGUGCUUGAAGACGUGAACGAGAAAGAAUGCAUCAUGCUCAAGCAGCUCUGGAGUUCCUCCAAAGGCCUGGAUUCCCUGUUCAGCUACCUGCAGGACAAAAUUUACGAAGUUUGAAGGGCCGGGCUCCCUUGCCCCACUGCCCCAGGGCAUCUGACUUCCAGCUCUGCCCCGUGUUUCAGAACUGGGACAGAGCACAGCGUAUGCCCGGCCAAGGAGUUUGUCCAGGUGUCUCUUUACACCUGGGGUUGUGUCUAUUUCCUCGUGUGUUUGGUUGCUCCUUAUUGGUUUGGUUUCGUGUGACAGAUGGGAAACGCAGCAUCCUUGGCCUCCCCGGGCCCCUUCCCCGCUGGCUAGAGAGCCAUGGAGGGCUAUCUUCCCAGGCCUCUGCCGGGUGCCGCUGUCCUGUCCCCACUUGCUGAAAUGCACCAUCCUGGUCCAGGAAGGGGAAGACCAGUUUCCCCAUCCUUCUGCCUCAGGCUGUGUCUACACAGUGCCUCUGAUUUGGAGACUUGGCUGUCAUGGCUCUCUCCGGUUAAGUGCAGAUCUGGUGACAGGAGCCAGUCAGUCUUAGGGAAUUUCCAGACCAAUGAGCAAAAGGAUUGUGUAGAGCCAGCCUCAGUCUUCUCUCUGAUGCAAAUCUGUGUGACUUUUAGGGCUUGGUCUUCAAACCCAAUUGAGUGAUUUACGAACCCAGAUAUUGUACAUUUAGGAAUGUUUUGUUAAAUAUAUAUUUUUAAAACGAUGUAAGUGGAAAUUCUGAUAAUUUAUGUGUAUUAUAUGUAAAGCUAGUUUUGCAAAAACGUGAACUACUAGGAAAAUGUUUUUUC
Ceratotherium simum simum (southern white rhinoceros) is the source of this 2209-nucleotide messenger RNA. Lineage: Eukaryota; Metazoa; Chordata; Mammalia; Perissodactyla; Rhinocerotidae. The record is from RefSeq and is a predicted model, not a curated record.